Molecule: messenger RNA, 644 nt
Organism: Acanthopagrus latus (yellowfin seabream)
Lineage: Eukaryota; Metazoa; Chordata; Actinopteri; Spariformes; Sparidae
Gene: rpl23a
Product: ribosomal protein L23a
Exons: 5
Coding region: 132-599 (155 amino acids)
Biological process (GO): ribosomal large subunit assembly; translation
Cellular component (GO): ribosome; cytosolic large ribosomal subunit
Molecular function (GO): structural constituent of ribosome; rRNA binding
Source: RefSeq, a predicted model, not a curated record
UGACAGUCACUGAGGAUGGACUUUUAAAAAAAAAAAAAUUAAAAAAAAUUCAACUCUCGCGAUACAUCUGCGGUGAGAUCUCGCCCAUGCAUUAUACUGCUGGAAACCCCGUCUAGUCUUCCUUUCUCAACAUGGCACCGAAGGUGAAGAAGGAAGUGGUCCCUGCCAAGACAGAGGCCAAGUCAAAGGCCCUGAAGGCCAAGAAGGCUGUGCUCAAGGGCGUACACAGCCAGAGGAAGAAGAAGAUCAGGACUUCUCCCACCUUCCGUCGCCCUAAAACCCUUCGUCUGCGCAGACAGCCCAAGUAUCCCCGCAAGAGUGCUCCUCGCAGGAACAAGUUGGAUCACUAUGCCAUCAUCAAGUUCCCCUUGACAACAGAGUCCGCCAUGAAGAAGAUUGAGGACAACAACACACUUGUGUUCAUUGUGGACGUCAAGGCAAACAAGCACCAGAUCAAACACGCUGUCAAGAAGCUGUAUGACAUUGACGUCGCCAAAGUCAACACUCUCAUCAGGCCUGACGGUGAGAAGAAGGCGUACGUUCGUCUUGCACCAGAUUACGAUGCGUUGGAUGUUGCAAACAAGAUUGGCAUCAUCUAAACUGUCAGACUUGUGGAAGAAUAAAUAUUUGUAUAAACAAAACCA